Molecule: messenger RNA, 741 nt
Organism: Ilyonectria robusta
Lineage: Eukaryota; Fungi; Ascomycota; Sordariomycetes; Hypocreales; Nectriaceae
Exons: 2
Coding region: 1-741 (246 amino acids)
Source: RefSeq, a predicted model, not a curated record
AUGGCGACUUCCAACCUCGCGACAAAAAUCAUUGCGGGAGUUACGGUUGUUGACACGCCGGUUGUUCGAGCUGCUCAGGGGUAUGCUCGUGCACACAGCGAGGACUUCGCCUUCAACCAUGUGAUGCGAUCAUGGAUCCUUGGUGUCGUUGUCUACCAGGAGCUCCACGCGAAGGGCAUUCUCCCGCAGAUGGACCUAGAGGCGCACGCAAUUAGCGCUAUCUUCCACGAUCUUGGCUGGGACUGCACAGGCGCGCUGGUUUCUCAAGACAAACGCUUCGAGGUGGAUGGCGCGGAAGCCGCUCGUGCUUGGAUUGAAGAGGAGCAACGCGGUGGAAGGGCGGAGCACUGGGACGAGCAUAGGAUCCAGUUAGUUUGGGAUGCAAUUGCUUUGCAUACUACCGGGACGAUUGCCAUGUACAAACAAACAGUCGUCAAGGUCUGCGCCUUUGGGGUUAGGGCCGACAUUCGAGGGCCCAAUUUCGAUAAAGCAGGCACGAUCUCGUGGGACGUGUUCAACGCUGUCAACGAGAUGUACCCUCGUCUGGAUUUGGCCGAUGGGAUUCGCCGAGUUAUCUGUGGCUUCUGCCGAGCCAAACCCACGACUACAUAUGGUCAGUAUAUACCCUUUCUCGCUCCGCUGGUGUACAAUUUUCAGGUAGAUUAUGGCAGGGAAUUUGUCGACGGCUAUAAGCCGGAGGGAAGCAGGCUUCUCGAUGCUGUUGAAAAGACGUUUAAGUAG